This is a messenger RNA of Engraulis encrasicolus (European anchovy), 1110 nucleotides long. Its product is annotated as GTPase IMAP family member 9-like. Gene Ontology annotation, molecular function: GTP binding. NCBI's taxonomy places the organism in Eukaryota, Metazoa, Chordata, Actinopteri, Clupeiformes, Engraulidae. The record is from RefSeq and is a predicted model, not a curated record. The transcript is spliced from 5 exons. The coding region runs from base 1 to 1110 and encodes 369 amino acids.
AUGGUCCUGAGGGGAAGUGUUCCACACAUCUCAGACAUUAGGAUUGUGCUGUUGGGAAAUGAAGAUGGAGGGAAGAGUUCAUGUGGAAACAGCAUCCUGGGAGGACAGGAGUUCCAGACUCCGGGAAGAACAACUGAGUGUGUGAAGAGAAAGGGAGAAGCAGCAGGGAGAUGCAUCACUGUAGUGGAGGCACCAGGAUGGAGGAAGACCUACACUGUAAAGCAAACUCCUGAUCGCGAUAAACGAGAGAUUUCCCUCAGUGUGUCUCUGUGUCCUCCAGGACCCCAUGCUCUACUCCUGAUAAUUAGUGUAAGCAAGUCAUUCACAGAGAAAAACAGAAGAGCAGUGCAAGAGCACCUGGAGCUCUUGGGUGAGAAAGUCUGGAGCCAUACUCUUGUGCUAUUCACCUUUGGGGACAGGCUGGGAGACACAAGCAUUGAGCAGCAUAUUGAGAGUGGAGGAGAGGCUCUGCUGUGGGUUGUAGAGAAAUGUGGGAACAGGUACCAUGUUUUAGACAAUAAGAAGAGUGAUUGUGUUCAGGUGACAGAGCUUCUGGAGAAGAUAGAAGAGAUGGUGGCAAUUAACAGUGGACAACAUGAUAUUAGUGACUGUCCCACGUUCAAUGAGUUCUCAAAGCUCAAAACUGUAUCAGGAAAUCAUGGAGAAUGGAGUAUGACUGAACCUCCCUACUUCUGCGAGGCAAAUCCUGAUGACUUCUCAAGUGGAGCAUUUCACUCUGCAGCGCUCCAAUCAUACAUGAUGAAGCCCUCUAAGAAACAUUGGAGGCCCAAUAGGCAUCUGAAAACUGUAUCAGGAAAUGCCAGAGAAUGGAGUAUGACUGAUCCUCCCAAUUUCCGUGGAGCCAACCCUGAUGACUCCACAGAUGGCUCUGCUUCAGCACUCCAAUCAGACGUGAUGAGGCCCCGUAAGCAGUUCAGCAUUGCUGCCUCCAGUCAGAGCUCUGGGGUUGGUACUGCAGAGGAGAACAGAGGAGAUGCUGAGGAAACCAUGGUGAUGGUUCCACAAACCAGAGAGGAUGGAGCAGCCAACAGAGAAGAUGUCAAAACUCGACUACGGAGGUCAAAGAGGUUUAAGACAGCAGGUUGGUGA